Fusarium falciforme is the source of this 1416-nucleotide messenger RNA. Its product is annotated as Amidohydro-rel domain-containing protein. The transcript has a single exon. Bases 1 to 1416 code for a protein of 471 amino acids. Lineage: Eukaryota; Fungi; Ascomycota; Sordariomycetes; Hypocreales; Nectriaceae. The record is from RefSeq and is a predicted model, not a curated record. Gene Ontology annotation, molecular function: hydrolase activity, acting on carbon-nitrogen (but not peptide) bonds.
AUGGUUCAAUCAAGCUCCCAUCAACAUUCCCAGAUGUCUAGCGUGAUCAAGCAAAGACCUUGGGAGCCCUCGCCGUCCACGAAGGCCGUUCUAUACACCAACGCCAAUAUUGUUGACCCUGAGGCAGCGGAAGUGCACUACGGAGCGUCUUUUCAAGUCGAAGACGGCGUCAUCACUGGCGUCUGGAAAAAUGGGGCUGAACAACCCACGCCCGGCAAUGAAGGAAUCACCACGAUAGACCUUCACAACCACUUCGUCUGCCCAGGACUUAUUGACUGCCAUGUUCACCUGACAGCGGCGCCUGGAGAUGUCACACUGAAGGGCAUGUACGCGACCGAGGCCAGCACACUAGCAUUUCGUUCAGCAUACCUUGCCCGCGAGAUGCUUCUCCGCGGGUUCACCACCGUCCGCGAUACAGGCGGUGCGGACGCUGGACUUCGGGACUCCAUCGUGGAAGGCCUAGUGAAGGGUCCUCGUCUCUUUAUCGCAGGUAAAGCACUAUCACAGACGGGCGGCCACGGCGAUUUCCGCAGCCGCCACGAGGGCAGUCAGCACAAGUGUUGCGGAGGCGACCUUCCUGGUCUUUCACGCGUCUGCGACGGUGUGCCGCAGUGCCUCGAGGCCGUUCGAGACGAGAUACGUCGUGGUGCAGACUUUAUCAAGAUCAUGUGCGGAGGAGGAGUGGCAACCUUGACGGAUCCUCUGUCGAUGCUACAGUUUACCCCUGAGGAGAUUCGUGCCAUCACCACCACGGCCGGUUAUUCUGGCAAGUAUGUCACUGCCCAUGCGUACACAACACAAGCAAUCCGUCAUGCUGUGGACAAUGGCGUCCGAGGGAUAGAGCACGGGAACUUUAUUGACUCAGAAACGGCCGCGUAUCUCAAGGAGAAGGAUGUUGUGGUGACGCCCACUCUCGUGGUGUACCAAGCCUAUGAGAUUGCGGACAAGCCGCCUUUCGACAAUUUGUUGACACCGGCUGGAAAGGCAAAAAACCGCCAAGUUCUUGCGUCUGGGUUGGAAUCGCUCAAGAUCCUUCACGAGGCCGGUGUUACCAUGUGCUACGGCUCAGACCUGCUCAGUGUCCUCCACCCGCUUCAAUCGGGAGAGUUUAGCAUCAGGUCCCAGGUGCUCCCUGCAGCCAGCAUCCUCAAGUCAGCUACCACCAAUGCUGCAGCUUACUUGGGUAUGACGGACCGCUUAGGUCAGAUCAAAGCAGGUGCUUUUGCCGACUUUAUUAUACUCACUGGCAACCCUCUAGAGGAUAUUACAGUGCUAGAUAAUGCUAAUUCGUCCUUCUUGGCCAUUUUCAAAGAAGGUCGGGUUGUGGCAAGCAAGCUGGAGAGCGUCGUCCAAGAUGUAAACUACAGGGACUUUACACUGCCUGGGGAAGGAAGAGGGAUUACAGGCCACAUCUAA